UUCGCAAUGUAAUGAGCAUGUAUGUUUGAUUGCAUUGAUUUGCCGCUGGUAGAUAUUAGUUACCAUUUGUGUACAGGUACUGUAGUUUAAACGUACUGUUACAGUAGGUGUUUUAUAAUUUAUAGAGUUGAAUUUCUGUCCCAACACAUUUGGCAUGCAAGCGGAAUAAUUUAUCAUAAUACUACAAUGUCUUCCCACAGCAGCUUCAACAGCACAGAACCACUGAUCCACGGAUACAAUCAAAGAGAAGAGAUGGUGGAAGGAAUCAAGAUGGAAAACGCAAUGCUUAAAACCAAACUACAGAGCUAUACAACUUUGAGCACUUUCUAUCAGGAAGCACGCCUGGAACUGGCCAGAAUGAACCAACAAGUCAGCGUACAAGACAAUAUAAUCGCGGACCUAAAGGCAAGGCUAGCAAGAUACGAAAACGCCACUGUUCAUAUGGGAGAAGAGGGGCCGAUGGUUUUCGGACCUUCAAAGUCCUUAUUCGAGAAUCUAUGUAAGGAAAUCAGCAAACUUAAACAGCAACAGAAAGAGACUGAAAGAAGUUCUGAACAGCAAUUGGAAACAAUGAAACUAGAACUUCAGAAACUGCGAAAGGACUUGAGAGACAAAGAUGAAGAAAUCCAGAGAAUGACAAGUAGACCUCCACAUGAGAAAGACCUGGAGAUUUUGCAUCUCCGGGGGGUUUUGGCUGAGAAGGAAAGGGUCCAGGCAACCAGGGAGGUGCUGUGUCUCUCCCUCACUGAUGAGGCAGAGCAGCUCCGGGCUCAGCUGUCUGCCACAGUGGAAGUAUGUCAGCAGCUAUCACAAAGACUGGAGGGUAAACAGAAGAAACAUCCUGAAUCUGUGGAUGAACAGAUUCAUAGAGAACAAUCGAGCAAGCUUCAGUGUGCAGACUCGAAGACUAUAGUAUGCCAGCUACAGGAAGAAAAUAAAGCUUUACAGCAGAAAGUGGCUUAUGUAGAAAGCUUGAAUGCCAAGUGGCAGAAGUAUGAUGCUAGCAGGGAAGAGUAUGUGAAAGGACUGUGUCAAAAACUGAAAGUGAAUUCAAAGCAGGGCUUUGGCUCAGUGCAGACCAACAUGGACAUGAUGCAGCAGGAGAUCCUGAGGCUUAACAGGCUUUUGGAAGAAAAGAUGAAGGAAUGCAACAGGUUCAGCAGUGAAACCAGGAAAACGGACAGAGAACGCAUCCAAAUGCUUGAACAGCAGGUUCUCAUUUAUAAAGAUGAUUUUAAGUCUGAGAGAGCUGAUAGAGAGAGGGCACAAAGCAAAAUACAAGAUCUUCAGGAAGAUAUAGUCCGUUUAGAGCUGCAGCUGAGAAGACAGGAUUCAGGAGAUCAAGCUGCCCCCUUCAGAAUACACAUUGGCAACAGGAACCUUAUGCACAUAGAGACGGGUGCUGCUGAAGUGUUGCUGGGCAAUAGCCGUGAUCAAUCAGGAGCAAACAGAUCAAGCUCCCAGUCGACUCAAGAUUCUGCAGCGGCAAACAGGAAUUCAAGAUCAGAGCACAGAGCACAGACUGACUUACAGUGUCCACGCUGUUUGGUAGUUUAUAACGAUGACCAGGCGACUGCAUUUCUAAAACAUUGUACAGAAUGUGCUGAACUAUAAAACAAAGAAACAGUCCAAGGAGGCAAUAUUCAACCGGUGAAGUAACGGCACUACUUUGAAUGGUUUCAAAUACCUGUUACAAUGCUAUUGUCAGAAAUAGCUACAGUCUUGCUGCUUUUACAACAUCCUUUUAACUGUUGUGUAGUUUCCAACUUCUCUGUGUCUUCACUACUCCAAAAUAGCACCCAAUAUAUUCCAAAUGUCAGUUUAUACAGAUACUGUAUUUACUGGAGUUGAGGCUCUUAGUUAAAUUGACAGAUAGUGGGUAACGUGACCCAAAGCUGCAGGCUACAAUGUGACAAUUGACUGCUAGUGAUUAUUGUUUUGUGGAUAAUAGCACAUGCUAUUUUUGGUCAUGUGACACUAUGUUGGUAAACUGAAGCAAAAUCAUUUUCUUCUGAUUUAACAUAGUGUUUUUUUCUGUUUCAUCUGUUUAUAUUUUUCUGUACUUUAGAUAUCUUUCUUAUCAACUCACUAACUGUCGCAACUGUGUGCUCCAAAAGGCCAGUUGUACUUCUGAGAUUUUAUUGUGAGAACCAACAGCAACAGCUAUUCUCAGAGCACUUGACUAAUAGUGCUGUAACCCGAUACAGUAAAUCUCUUAUUCAAGUAAGGUGUUAGUGGGAGUUUUGUUUUAUUACUGUGCUGUCCACAGUAAUAAAUGUUUACUUAUUGCACUUUUUGUUAUGUACAGUAUGUCUAAUUAAUUAAAAGAACAGUAAGGUUGGGAUAAGUGCAGUUGUAAUAACUUGGUGCUUGGUUUGUGUACAUAUUGUAAAUGGUAAUAUAUUUAAUUUAAUAGUAAUAGCGUGUUUUCUUAGAAUGCGUAAUUCAGUGUUAGGGCAGUUUAUCUAUUCUAAUAAUAAUAAUAAUAAUAAUAAUAUAUAUAUUUUUUAGCUCAAGUGUUAUGUAAGACUACACAGACAAUGUCCACUUUGCUGCAUGGAUAAAUAUUGGGGGAAACCGGGCUCUAUACACAAGUCUCUCUACUCAAGAGUGACAUACAUUUUUGUGUAGGCCACAGCUAUGGCCAAAAGUUUUGCAACACCUAGAAUUUUAGGAUUGAGACAUAAUUUAAAAAACAAACAAACAAAAAAAAAACCUUUAUGAACAUAAUUUAGAUAUGUUAUUUAGCAUCAUGUAAUCAAGGAAACUGGAAAAUGAUAUUGCAAAAGAUAUUGCACAUUUUGUUAAUUCUAUAGGGUGAUGCAAAACUUUUGGCCAUAGCGGUACGUCUAAUAAUUCAAGAAUACAGAUUUCUAAUCAUUUCAGAAGUUAAAUGAGUACAGCAAACACAUUUUCAAUUGUAAAAAAAAUAAAUAAAAUAAUACAGGCACAUUUUAAAUAUCAAAUUGUAUUUGAAGCUAUUACAGUUAUUUUGAGACAGACAUUUUAAAAUGACAUAUUUUGACUUGUAUUUAUGCAAGGUCCCAACAAAGUGGAAAUGAUUGCCAGUAUCUGGUAUCUGCAGGCAUACAAAUAACUGAAAUGGUCCUAAUUUGGGUGUCUCAUUGAACAAAAUAAUCUUUUUGAGUUCUUUUCAGCUCCUUAAAUUAAGACAGGGUCCUAACAGUAAUCCAGUAUAUACUGUAUAGCAGUCAGACGGUAUUGCUAGUACCAUUUACAACCCACUGACUAAACAUGUUAUUUGAUUUGUUUUUUUCUAAUUUAUGUGGACUGAUUUACACGUUUGUCAUAAGAUACAAACAUAUUGGGAUUAUUUAAAUGUUUACAUAAAAUGUGUAAUAAUCUUAAUAAUAAUUGUAUACAGUAUUGUUAUUUUAAAAUAAUAUUUUUUAUAAUAAAACAUGUUUCAGUCUAUGA
Messenger RNA from Acipenser ruthenus (sterlet), 3438 nucleotides. RefSeq names its product TNFAIP3-interacting protein 2. Gene Ontology annotation, biological process: cellular response to lipopolysaccharide; regulation of transcription by RNA polymerase II. Lineage: Eukaryota; Metazoa; Chordata; Actinopteri; Acipenseriformes; Acipenseridae. The transcript has 6 exons. The record is from RefSeq and is a predicted model, not a curated record. The coding region runs from base 187 to 1614 and encodes 475 amino acids. Gene Ontology annotation, molecular function: K63-linked polyubiquitin modification-dependent protein binding.